AUGUCAGCAUGCAUGCGACCACGCCCGCUGGGCAACGUCCUGCAUAGACUGCCGCCCUUGUCCGGCCCUUCUCCCCAAGCCACCAGCCGACGAACAUACGCCGUUCAUUCCACGGGCGCCCCGCGGUUCCAAGUCUUCAACCGACGGACGAAAUGGCUUCAAAAGGAGCGCGCAGCUUCCAGGCCCCAGGAAAGCCGGCAGGCAGACUACCUGAAGGAUGAGGUGGCCGUCCGAGUCUCUGAGCGACUACUUGACAUCAACCGACACUUUCCCAAAGUCCUGGACCUGGGCGCCAACUCAUGCAACCUAGCCAGAGCGCUCGUCCGCGAGAACCCCGACCCCGACCCGUCCACGCCUACAUCACCGCCUCUAUCAGCGCGCAUAUCCGAAUUAAUCGCCGCCGACUCCUCCGAAACUCUCCUGUACCGCGACUCGGACCACGACUUCAACAGGAAGCUCCACAUUACGCGGCAAGUCCUGGAGGACGAAGAGAGCAUCCCCUUUGGGCCAGAUUCCUUUGACCUGGUCAUGAGCUCGCUCAGCCUGCACUGGAUCAACGACCUGCCCGGCGUCUUGUCCCAGAUCAACAGCAUUUUAAAACCAGACUCACCCUUCAUCGGAGCCAUGCUCGGCGGAGAUACGCUCUUUGAGCUCCGCACAUCCCUACAGCUCGCCGAUCUGGAGCGGAGGGGCGGCCUGUCCCCCCACGUAUCACCACUGGCGGACGUGCGGGACGUCGGCGGUUUGCUGCAAAAGGCUGGGUUCAAAAUGCUGACCGUCGACGUGGACGACAUCAUUGUCGACUACCCGGAUACCUUUGCGCUGAUGCGAGACCUCCAGGCCAUGGGGGAGAACAAUGCCAUCCUGGGCAGGGAAAUGGGCCCCAUCCGGAGAGACGUUCUCCUCGCGAAUGAAGCCAUCUAUAGAGAAUUGCACGGGAACCCAGACGGUUCUAUCCCGGCCACGUUUAGAAUCAUCUACAUGAUAGGCUGGAAGGAGGGUCAAGACCAGCCGCAGCCGCUGGCCAGGGGCAGCGGCGAAGUCAACUUGAAGGAUGUCCUGGAGAAGAAGCAGUAA
Messenger RNA from Metarhizium brunneum ARSEF 3297, 1077 nucleotides. It is a transcript of the gene NDUFAF5, whose product is annotated as Arginine-hydroxylase NDUFAF5. Lineage: Eukaryota; Fungi; Ascomycota; Sordariomycetes; Hypocreales; Clavicipitaceae. The record is from RefSeq and is a predicted model, not a curated record. Gene Ontology annotation, cellular component: mitochondrion. Gene Ontology annotation, biological process: mitochondrial respiratory chain complex I assembly. Gene Ontology annotation, molecular function: S-adenosylmethionine-dependent methyltransferase activity.